AUGGCUCUGCGACAUUACACACUCGACGUCAGCCUCUCCUCGCCAGUUGACUGUGCUUCUACGGUCCAUGGCCUCCUAUCCAUAUUUCAUGAGCAGGAAAUGACAGAGACUAUUCACGACACAGAUGGUCAUGGGAGCAUCGCCACUUUUGUGGGCAAGAAUGGCCGAGUUGUGCUGCUUCGUGUGCACACCCAAGGCUUAGUCACCAUUGAUCUUCAAUGUUAUGAUGAUGAUAACCUUGUGCAACUAGACAAUCUUUUAAAUGCACUGGAAAAGAAACUCAAAGUUCUAUUACAUGGCAAUAUUACAAGAAUAAAGAGGCUCCCUCCCCUCAGACGUGGUGCUGAGGUGGACCGGUACUGGCCCACAGCUGAUGGCAGGCUCAUUGAGUACGACAUUGAUCGUGUGGUGUAUGAGGAGGAUUCUCAAUACCAAAACAUAAAGAUUCUCCACUCGCAACAGUUUGGGAAUAUCUUGGUCCUCAAUGGUGAUGUUAACUUGGCCGAGAGUGAUUUUGCGUAUACCCAAGCCAUCAUGGGCAGCGGAAAAGAGAAUUAUGCUGGAAAAGAGGUGCUGAUUUUAGGGGGUGGUGAUGGAGGAAUCCUUGCUGAAGUCGUGAAACAAAAGCCAAAGAUGGUCACAAUGGUUGAGAUUGACCAGAAAGUAAUAGACGGGUGCAAAAUGCACAUGAGAAAGACUUGUGGCAAUAUUCUGGACAACUUGAAGGGAGACUGUUACCAAAUAUUAGUGGAGGACUGUGUUCCUGUGCUUAAAAAAUAUGUCCAAGAUGGGAAGACAUUUGAUUAUGUUAUCAAUGAUCUUACUGCUGUCCCAAUAUCGACAGAACCAGAAGAAGAUUCAACAUGGGAGUUUCUGCGUCUCAUUUUAGAUCUGUCAAUUAAAGUCCUUUGUUCCACUGGCAAAUAUUUCACACAAGGGAACAGCGUUAAUCUGACAGAGGCACUGAGUCUGUAUGAGGAGCAGCUGGGGAAGCUCUCGUGUCCUGUGGGCUUUUCCAAAGAGGUGGUGUGUGUGCCCUCCUACCUGGAGUUAUGGGUUUUCUACACCGUGUGGAAGAAGUAA
Knipowitschia caucasica is the source of this 1083-nucleotide messenger RNA. The record is from the annotation of a GenBank genome assembly. Lineage: Eukaryota; Metazoa; Chordata; Actinopteri; Gobiiformes; Gobiidae.